AAAAACUCUAAAAAUUGUGAUUUUACAACACAGUUUGCGUAGAAAAAAACAACAUUAUUUUAUAAAACGUAAAAAAGGCAAGAACGGCAAAAAAAGAAAAAAGAAAGAAAGUAGGAAAGGAAAGAAAAACAAAAUUUACCAGAAACAUGUCUGAAAAUUUAAAAUGGAAAGGAAUCAUUACUCAAAACGAAAAAUUAAAACAAGAGAUGGCUAUAAAGUCUAAAGAGAGAAUAAUAAAACCGAUUGUAUCAACGGAAACAGACGUUGACAGUGAGUACAAACUUCAUUUCCAGAAUCUUGAUCAAAAGCGAGAAAUAAGGUUCUUAACAAAAACCGUUCAGGAGUUACAGGCGCAACUUGUGGUAUCCAAGAAAAGGCUAUCAUAUGCCCACGAUAAACUUCUUGGAAAAGUCAGCAACGGUGAAGUAAUUGAAGAUGAAAAUGGCAUACAUUAUAUUAUUGUUCCAAAAACUCACGAAAACGAGCUAAAAAAAAUUACAACUAUCUUAAAAGAUGAUCUUCAAAAAAUUCUUAAUGAGAGCGACGUUUUACAAGAAGUCUUCGAGUCAAAAGAAAAACAUUUGGAAAAUAUCAACGCGAGAAUAAACGAGAAAAAGAAAAAUAUUGCUAAUCUGGUAAAAGAGAACGACCAGCUUAAAAAAGAAAUUGUUUGUGAACAAUCUAAAAUUGAAAAAACUAAAGAAAAGUAUGGAAUAAUUAGAAAUAGUUUAAACUUUAAAAGUGAACAGUUAAAAGGUUUUCUUAAAGAAAAAGACGAAGAGUUAACGUUAUUAUUACUAAACAACGAGAAACGGAGUAUGCUUUUAGCUGAGAAAACAUGCACUGCUGAACAUCUCUACAAACAAUCAUUAGAUGAAUGCAAACACUUAGAAGAAAAAGUCACAGAGUUAGCUGUUAAAGAGAACGAAAAAUUGGAGUUGUCAAAUCAUGUAAAUGCUUUGCAGUCAAAGCUUCUUGAGCAUCAGAAAGAAAAUGAAAAAUGUAAAAGUUCUAUUGUGCAGCUAAAGUUAAGAGAAGAAAAAACCUUAGAAGAAAAAGAACGUAUUGCAAAUGAAAACAUUAAAGAAAUUAAAAAUAAAGAAUUAGCAAUUACCAAAAUGAAAGAAACUAAUCAGAAACUUUCUGCAGAAAUUAAAAAGUCUCCAAAACCGUUAUGGAAAUAGACAUAAAAAUUAGAAAAUUUUCUAAAUUCUCAGCUUGAAGAAUUUUCUGACAUUAUAGCAUUCCGUGAUAUUUUAUACAUACCAAAAGUUUCUUAUUUUGUUAGCAAAAAAUAAAUUUUAGAAUUUAA
Messenger RNA from Hydra vulgaris (swiftwater hydra), 1312 nucleotides. Its product is annotated as chromosome partition protein Smc. The record is from RefSeq and is a predicted model, not a curated record. Lineage: Eukaryota; Metazoa; Cnidaria; Hydrozoa; Anthoathecata; Hydridae.